GGAUUAGCGAGUUAUACAAAUCUUUGAUAGGGACGUCCCAAGGAUCCCGGAUAGCUUGGACCAUAAUGAUACAGCAGUGCACAGCUGAUAGCUGUUAGCCAGCCAGGCAGUGUAAAAAUGUAAACAAGCUAGCUGUCACAAAUCCGUGAAAGAUACACCGUUUCUGUGAGGAGACUGCUACAAACAAGUAAAUGAUUCGGCCAACAAUGGAGCAGAUACACGGCUUGUCAUCGUCUUUUGUAUUCUUCCCGAACCAUCGUUUUGGCUAAAUGUCAAUGUCAUCUCAUACAGCUAGCUAGCUAAAUAGCUAACUAAGGCCAGGGAGAGCUUGCUGGUGACUACGGUGACUACCUCAUGAAGCUGGUUGAGAAUGCCAAGAGUGUGCAAAGCUGCCAUCAAGGCAAAGGAGCCAUGACUACAUCAGGUUGCUGCCACCUGCCUGGCUCCCUGUGUGACUACUCAGGCAGCGCCGACCUGCCCAAGGUGGUAGAGGAGCCAGAUGCUGGCCAGGCCCAGUACGUCGCCAAGGUUACGGCCAAAGAUGGUCGCUCACUCUCCACUGUUGUCAAAGCUGUGGGCUCACAGAGUAAUGAAGGCAUGUGUCGGAUCUGCCACGAGGGGGCCGGUGGUGAGACGCUGCUCUCCCUUUGCGACUGCACAGGGACCCUGGGUAAGGUGCACAAGAGCUGCCUGGAGAAGUGGCUGUCGUCCUCCAACACCAGUUACUGUGAGCUCUGCCACACAGAGUUCACUGUUGAACGGCGACCCCAACCCCUUACACAGUGGUUGCGGGACCCGGGGCCUCGCAGUGAGAAGCGCACGCUGCUGUGCGACAUGGCCUGCUUUCUGCUCAUCACGCCACUGGCGGCCAUCUCAGGCUGGCUGUGUCUGAGGGGAGCCCAGGACCACCUGACCCUCAACAGCCGGCUGGAGGCCGUGGGACUCAUUGCCCUUACCAUCGCCCUCUUCACCAUCUACAUCCUCUGGACACUGUUUCAGGGAGCAGCUGGUUCCACCAUUGGCGUGCCAGAACAGAGAAGAGCUUGGGCUGGGCUGAGCGGGAGCUGCCCUCCCAUAGGGGUGGGAGGGCAAAGAGACCUGAGGUGGCAGAACGGCGUGCUUGGGUUGGGGUGUAGUGUUUGAGCGUAGUCUGAAGGUAGGGACGGGCAGUUUUGCUUGCUGUUCCGUAGGUAAGUACCAUGGUCACACAGAACACACACACACCUUAUGGAUUACUUUACACCACCUUUGUUAAUUGGCAGCAUUUUUUUUGCAGUAUAAAUAUGUGCUUUACAAUAGCUAUUAGUACAUUUUGUAAGACGAAUAAGACAUUUGUGUUUGAUUUUUUUCUUGUCUGUGGAAUUCUGUGCACUUCCCAUUUUAUGUUCAGGAGAGACAAGUAAUGUGCCAACAGAAAUAUUUUUGGUCUGCUACAAUCUUUUGUGUCUACUCUAGAAAGACUACUGUACUCUGAAACAAUACUUACAAUAGUUACAAAAUCAGCAACUGAAGCGGAACCAUUUUGUAGACCAAAUACAAAUGUCAUGCAAUAUGUUUCACAUCGUGUUUUGAGCAGAGUUGGGGUCAAUUCCAUUUUAAUUCCAGUCAAUUCAGGAAGUACACUGAAAUUCCAAUUAUCUUCAAUGCUUUUCAAUUAGGAAGAAUUGGAAAUAGGUUUGCUCUCUGAAUUGAAAUGGAAUUGAUACCUGGUUGUGCGUGCCUGCAAUAGCAACCAUAUAUUCAGAGAAUCUGCUCUGUGCAGGUCAUAUCAAAUGUCUAGUUUCAUUGACGUCUGUCUCCGUGCCCCUCAGGUAUCGUUCCGCUAUCACUGUCAGUUAUACUCAGAGUGGAGGAGGACCAAUCAGAAAGUGCGCCUGCUAAUGCCCGACAUAAAAGGAGCGCACUCCACCCAACAUUCCGUGCCGA
Molecule: messenger RNA, 1926 nt
Organism: Salvelinus namaycush (lake trout)
Lineage: Eukaryota; Metazoa; Chordata; Actinopteri; Salmoniformes; Salmonidae
Product: E3 ubiquitin-protein ligase MARCHF2-like
Exons: 6
Coding region: 355-1143 (262 amino acids)
Biological process (GO): protein ubiquitination
Molecular function (GO): zinc ion binding; ubiquitin-protein transferase activity
Source: RefSeq, a predicted model, not a curated record